AUGUGGGGGACGGGGGGCUCUGGCCGUCUGGACCAGCAGCCGCAGGGGGUCCGGGGGGACUGGCCCUGGGUGGUCAGUCUGCGGUUGCGGGGCGUGCACCGCUGUGGAGGAGCCAUCAUCACCCCCCACUGGGUGGUCACCGCAGCACACUGUGUGGUGAGUGACCUCCACCCUGAGGACUGGACUGUGUAUGCUGGGGUACAGAAGUCCAGGGACAACCUGUUCAGCCCCCCCCACUCUGUGGGCAGCAUCGUGGCUCACGAGGGCUUCAGCAGACUGACCAUGCAGAACGACAUAGCCCUGGUCCAGCUGUCCGGGCCCCUGAACAUCACGGUCUCUAGCGAUAUCGGAGCUGUGUGUCUCCCCAACACGGGAGUGUACAUCGUCCCAUCUCAGAACUGCUCUGUGUUGGGGUUCGGCGGGGCGCCAAAUGAAGACACUCUGUGCCUGAUGGAGGCUGCUGUAGAGCUGGUGGACGGCGAGACCUGCAACAGCUCCCACGUCUACGAAGGCAGGAUCACCCAGGAUAUGAUAUGUGCUCAACAUAUGAAGGGGGAACACAGUAUAUACCAGGGUGACGGUGGAGGCCCUCUGGUGUGUGCGGAGGACGGUGUGUGGAGUUUGGUGGGGGACGCAAGCUGGGGAGGGCAGGACGACCUGUCCAACAAACCCGGUGUCUUCGGCAACGUCAGCCAUUUCCUGGGCUGGAUCCACCGACAGAUGAAGAAGUCUGACGACAAAUCCAUUCUGGCGUCUUGAUUGGGUAGCGUAAUAGUUUUUAGCAAUAUUUUUGGGCUGAUAUUCAAGCCCAUGAACCUUUGUACAGAUGUAUUUUUUUACUUGUAUUUAAAUGCCAUUUUGUUGUAAGUAUUUGAAAAGCAAAAUGCAUUGUAGUUUGUAUGAGUAGUAUAUUGUAAGGCCCUGGUUAGUCAAAAGCUCAAGGUAAAAUGUUAUUGUAUUCGUAGAUUAAAAGUUGUUAUUAUGAAGCAUCCUUAUUUUUCCUGUCAGCAUAAAGUGAGUGCAGAUUGUACCCAGAUAAUAAUGAUGUACCAUGAGCUAACACAGGGUGUCACUCCCAAACAUAAAGCCACUGAGAAAUGAAUGCCCUCCAUUGUUUGCACACAAAUACAAUAUCUGGAUUUGAGCGAUCUUCCUGAUUCAGUUUACUCAUAUUUAUUUAAUUGAAGUGUUCAUUUCGGCACAGGAAAGAAACUCACUCUCUACACUUAAAUUGGACCUGCUCAAAUGGUUGUGAAGUUUUAAAACAUACUUUUGGCACACAAUAGGAUUUCAUAGUGUUCCACAAACUCAUUCUCGGGUCACAUGAUCAAAUGCACAAAGCCGGUUAAGCUGCCCAUGUGAUGUAUUGCACCAUCUUAGCUGUGGUAUUACAGUUAAGACCUGUUUUUUAAGGGACUUUACAAAGGUAAUGUAAACUUAGUGUGCGGAAUUCAUUGUUUCUAAAAGCAAAACUGGUCUGAAACAUGGUGGCAAAGACAUAGCUAUACCUGGUCACUGUCCUUAACAGUGAGCCGGUGGCUUUGAACAUUUCAGUGCAUCAGGCCUGGCUGCCCAAACCGGACGCUUUUUGUUUAUCGGCUUUCAACACAUUCUUUGGCAUGUAAUUGUGAUUUGCAUAAUUACUAUGGUACAAAUAUGCCGUGGGGAAUUUAAGGGCCAUAGUCACCUCCAAAAACCAAUCAAAAUAGUUCAUUAUGAAAUUCUACACACACAGUGUUAGUACAAUUAAAGUGAAAAUGUAAAUUAAAAAA
This is a messenger RNA of Gadus macrocephalus (Pacific cod), 1772 nucleotides long. RefSeq names its product transmembrane protease serine 2-like. Lineage: Eukaryota; Metazoa; Chordata; Actinopteri; Gadiformes; Gadidae. The coding region runs from base 1 to 759 and encodes 252 amino acids. Gene Ontology annotation, biological process: proteolysis. The transcript has 7 exons. The record is from RefSeq and is a predicted model, not a curated record. Gene Ontology annotation, molecular function: serine-type endopeptidase activity.